AUGGCUAGGACCACAAUCUCCAUUAAGUGGGAACCCCCGGAGCUCACCCCCUAUAAGCUCAACAGUGAUAGAGCCUGUCAAGGCAAUUCUGGGGUAAGAGGAAUAAGAGGAGUAAUUCGGGAUAGAAGUGGGAACUGGGUCUUGGGCUACAUGAAGAGACUCCCACAUACCACUAAUAAUCUUGUGGAAUUAACAGCUAUCAUGCAGGGACUCAAACUUGCUAUGGAACACAAUCUAAUGCCUCUAGAGAUCAACACUGAUUCAACUGAGGUAAUUAAAAUGAUCAAUGAGGGACAUUUGUCUUACAAUUCUAUUAUUUCUGAUUGCAGAUGCUUGAUGAGAAAGCUAGCACAUCCGGUGCUAAAGCAUAGUUAUCGAGAGCAAAACAAGGUUGCAGACCUUUCGGCUGAGGAGGGUGGGAAGCAGCAUCUUUUUGAAGGAAUGGAAAUCCUGGCAGUUCCACCAAUGUUUGUUAGGAAAGUUUUUUGGGCGGACAGGGUUGAAACUGUUUAUGAUCGGAAUGUAAAUUUUUUGUGCUGUAACACCCAUAAGGGUGCAAAUUCUGGACAACCUAAUGGCUCUAAUGCCAUAAACUCCAAUGUAGUUUCUGUAGAUAUUGGCUAA
Messenger RNA from Lycium ferocissimum, 624 nucleotides. RefSeq lists its product as uncharacterized. The record is from RefSeq and is a predicted model, not a curated record. Gene Ontology annotation, molecular function: RNA-DNA hybrid ribonuclease activity; nucleic acid binding. The transcript has a single exon. Bases 1 to 624 code for a protein of 207 amino acids. Lineage: Eukaryota; Viridiplantae; Streptophyta; Magnoliopsida; Solanales; Solanaceae.